AUGGACAAGAGGGUAGUUGAGAACAAGGCACAUCUAGUUGGCCCCAUCGUUCGCCACAGAAUACAAGACUCCCUUUUCUAUAAGGAAAAGCUCUACUUGACCAAUGAGCUGUCGAUCGUGCCAGUAAUAAUCGAUGAGGUACGGUUUGUUGGAGGAACAGACCAAACGGGUAGACCAAGUCCCUUCUUAUGCUGCCUACUUCGGCUUCUCGAGCUUGAACCAUCGCCAUCGAUAAUAAGAAUCCUCCUUAAACAGAACGGAUACAAUGAGUUUAAAUACCUUACUGCUUUGGCGCUUCUAUACUGCCGGUUGGUAUAUGAUGCCAGAGAGAUAUAUGCCUUGUAUGACGAAUACAUUGGUGAUUACAGAAAGCUCCGAACACAAUUGAAAAGCCCAAAGUUCGAAAAGGAUCUACCGGUGCAUUAUUCAAUCAUUCACAUGGACGAAUGGGUGGAUCUGUUGGUGGAAGACGAGAGAGUGGUGGACCUCACGAUGCCAUACAUUGGCCCAAGAAGAUUGUACGUUGAGAGAGGAGAAGCUGACGUCAGGGUAUAUGGAGGUGAAGAAAGCGAAGAAAGUGAUAGUUACGAGAGUGACUCUGAUUAA
This is a messenger RNA of Candidozyma haemuli, 606 nucleotides long. RefSeq names its product U4/U6-U5 snRNP complex subunit (gene FGR16). The record is from RefSeq and is a predicted model, not a curated record. The coding region runs from base 1 to 606 and encodes 201 amino acids. NCBI's taxonomy places the organism in Eukaryota, Fungi, Ascomycota, Pichiomycetes, Serinales, Metschnikowiaceae. The transcript has a single exon. Gene Ontology annotation, cellular component: precatalytic spliceosome.